Messenger RNA from Caenorhabditis angaria, 1930 nucleotides. The record is from the annotation of a GenBank genome assembly. NCBI's taxonomy places the organism in Eukaryota, Metazoa, Nematoda, Chromadorea, Rhabditida, Rhabditidae.
AUGAAUAUGCGCCCUUCUGAUUUAUCGCCAAGAUUUCAAUUGGCAUUUCGAAGAUGUUUAUUUUACACAUUUGCAUUAGUUGUUUGGUUAUUGAUUGGAAUGAUUGUUUUUCCAGCAAUUUGUACUGUAUCUAGAAGACAGGUAUUAUGUUUUUUCUAUUAAAAGUAGUUUCAGAUGAAAAAUUAAUUAAAUUUUCUGAAACUGGUAGGAGAAAAUAAAAACUGUUUAUACAGAAAAAAGAUAAUUGUUAAUUUUAUAGAAGGGAGUAUCGUUUUUUGGGAAUUUUCAAUACACGUUUUCACAGAGCAAAUCUGAAAAACAUUUUCUUUUUUCAAUGAAAAUUUGAAAUUGUCAAAUUAAAAUUUCAAACAUUUAUCUAUAUAUCGUGGCUAGGAAAAAUUAAUAAUGAUCUUGAAAUUUUAAAAAUCACGUCUUUCGUCAUUUUUGAGAUUGGUUUGUUGAUAUGAUUUGUUUAAUGUUUCUAAAAACUGUCAUAGUUCAUGAAAUCCGAUUUUUUAGAAUAAUCUUUCGUGAAACAUGAAACCUUUGGAAUUAUUUUUAAACUUUAAAACCACAAAUAUUCAUUUGUUCCUCCAAAUUUCUCUUACAAAACACUUUUCCUGAAUCAUAAUCCACAAAUGCCUUAUUCUACUCGAUACAUCUGAAAUUUCCCACAGCGAAAAGUGCACAAGUCUAAAAGUCACUAUUACAACAAACAGCAAAAAAGUGAGACAUAAAUAAAUAAGUAAAAUUUCUGAACAUAACCUACACAGACAGCUGUUAUGAAAAAAACUAGGUGGCAAAGUCACAAAGAAAUUUAUUUUCAGGAUGACAAUCAUGCUAGCUUAUUCCGAUUAGAUGCCAAACGUUCCGAUUUAUUGAAUGUUUUGUGGGCUGAAACAAUCACAAAUGGUGAAGAUGAUUGGUCCGAAUUAGCCGAUCAAAAAUUGGAAUUAUACGAAAAAGCACUCUUACAACAUUAUGGUAUUAAUCUUGAUCAUGUUGACAAAACAUUUGCUUCUGGACUCCAAAAAUCUUUUGCAAUUUCUACAACUAUCGGUUAGUCAGAUUCAAUUUCUUUGAAAAUUCCUAAUAAAAACACCCAUUUUUUUCAGGACCAUUGGAUGUUGACGAUUUCACAACAUUAGGAAAAUUCGUAGCAGUUUUAUACGCGCUUAUUGGAACGCCAUUAUUUCUGACAGUCAUUGGACAACUUGGAAAAAUGGUUACUUCUGUAUGGCAAGGUUCGACACUUUGGAUUGUGACGAUUGUUUAUAUUUUCAUUUCGGCCAUUAUAUAUGAUAUUGUUGAAGGUGGAUCUGAUGAUGUGGUAAGAAUUUUUUUUUGAGGAUUUGGAAAUUUUGAAAAAAUAAUGUUCACAAAAAAUUACAUUUUUCAUCAGGAUUUAGCCAUAUUAAUUUAUUUCGAAAAAAAAAACAUUUUUGAAAAGUGUAUAAAAGUCUAAAAUCUAACAGAAUUUGGAUAGUUUUCUAAUGAAGAAAUAUUGAAAUAAUUCGACUUUCCAGCCCUUCAUUGAAGCAAUUUUCUCAAUCUUUCUGCAAUUCACAACAGUUGGAGAAGUCGACAAUGAAUUCCAGUAAGUUUAUAUAAUUCCCCAUCUCUUCUGAAUUAUCCAAAUUUUUAGCGGAGUGUUGCCAUAUUGCGUAGUUGUGCUAGGUCUUGCUUUGAUAACAGCACUUUAUCAAGAAAUGCAACACAAUAUCGAGCGAUUUAUCCAUCCAUUUGAAUAUUCUUUCAAUAGGUGAGAUCUUCAAGUAAAGCAAGUUCAACUAGAAACUUCCGCAUUUUCAGACUUUGUGGAAGUGUUGAGCGAUGGUUAGGAGAGAAAAAUGUAGACAAGAAAAUAUCGAUAGCCUCUCCAAUCGAAGAAGAACGUGAUGGUGAAUUCAGCGAUUAUGACGAAGAAUAA